GAGGAAAUAGGGCCGGUCCCUUUAAGAGGAUUUUUCUCUGCUUGGCAGUGCUGCCUGCCUGGGCAGCCCAUCCUGCCGCCCUGAUAAGCAGCAGCAGCAGCAGGGACAAAGCUGGCGGAGACGGCCACGGCCGGGCAGCCGGGCUCGGGGGGCUGCUAGCCGCUGCUGGGCUGGGGGCACAGAACCCCGCUCCCGCGCUGCCUGCCCAGCCCAGCCCAGCCCGCUGCCCAGCCCAGCCCUGCGGAGAGAUGGGGAGUAGACCCCGCCUGGGGACCCUCGGGGGCAUCGCCCAGCCUGGCUCCCGCCGCUGAGGACCGACCGGCCGCCACCGAGCCACUCCCUGCCCGGCCGAGGCUCCGGGAGCCGUCCCCCAGCCCCCGCCGUGGGCAUCGCCCCUUUGUCUGCGGAGGAGGGAGGCGGAGGGCGCUGCGGCGGAGGCACGGCCGGGCGCUGGGCGCAGGGUGGCUGCGGGGCACAGUCGCUGCCGGCGGGGAGAGGAGCCGCCGCGCCCGCAGCCUGCCAGAUCAGCAGGAUGGCAGAGAAGAGUAUGGAUCCCGCUUGUGUCUCCAUUGCCCUGGAGGACACGGUGUGCCAUGCCAGCCCCCCAGAUGCCCCGCUCCUCACCACCCACUUGAAGAAGGUGGAGAACCACAUCACAGAGGCUCAGAGGUUUUCCCACCUCCCGAAGCGCUCAGCUGUCAAUAUUGAGUUCAUUGACCUGUCCUACUCUGUGCGUGAAGGCUCCUGGUGGAGGAAGAGAGGCUACAAGACUCUUCUUAAAUGCCUCUCAGGGAAGUUCUGCCAGCGGGAGCUCAUUGGGAUCAUGGGGCCCUCAGGUGCUGGGAAGUCCACGCUCAUGAACAUCCUGGCUGGCUACAGGGAGACUGGCAUGAAGGGCCAGAUCCUGGUGAAUGGCCGGCCACGGGACCUGCGUACCUUCCGCAAGAUGUCAUGCUACAUCAUGCAGGACGACAUGCUCCUGCCACACCUCACUGUGCUGGAGGCUAUGAUGGUCUCUGCUAACCUGAAGCUGAGUGAGAAGCAGGAGGUGAAGAAAGAGCUGGUGAACGAGAUCCUGACGGCCCUGGGGCUGCUGGAGUGCUCCUACACCCGCACUAUCUCGCUGUCGGGGGGCCAGCGCAAGCGCCUGGCGAUCGCCCUGGAGCUGGUGAACAACCCUCCGGUCAUGUUCUUCGAUGAGCCCACAAGCGGUCUGGACAGUGCCUCCUGCUUCCAAGUGGUUUCCCUGAUGCGGUCCUUGGCUCAGGGUGGGCGCACCAUCAUCUGCACCAUCCACCAGCCCAGCGCCAAGCUCUUUGAGAUGUUCGAUAAGCUGUACAUCCUGAGCCAGGGCCAGUGCAUCUUCAAAGGCAUCGUGACCAACCUCAUCCCCUACCUGAAGGGUCUUGGCCUCCACUGCCCAACAUACCACAACCCUGCCGACUUCAUUAUCGAGGUGGCUUCAGGAGAGUACGGAGACCUCAACCCUGUCCUGUUCCGCGCUGUCCAGAAUGGCAUGUGCACCAUGGCUGAGAAGAAGAGCAGCCCUGACAAGGCAGAUCCAUCAUGCCCGGCACACUGUGUGACGGAUGUGGACCACAUUGAGAGCCACACGUUUGCCACCAGCACUUCAACUCAGUUCUGCAUCCUCUUCAAGAGAACCUUUAUCUGCAUCCUAAGGGACACGGUACUGACCCACCUGCGGUUCAUGUCCCACAUCUGCAUCGGAGUGCUGAUUGGGCUGCUCUACUUGCACAUUGGCAAUGAUGCUGGCAAAGUCUUCAACAACACGGGCUUUCUCUUCUUCUCCAUGCUCUUCCUCAUGUUUGCUGCGCUGAUGCCCACCAUCCUCACCUUCCCCCAGGAGAUGUCUGUAUUUCUGCGAGAGCACUUGAACUACUGGUACAGCCUGAAAGCCUAUUAUCUGGCAAAGACCAUGGCAGAUGUGCCCUUCCAGGUGAUCUGCCCCAUCGCAUACUGCAGCAUCGUGUACUGGAUGACAGGCCAGCCUCCUGAAGCUACACGAUUCCUCCUCUUCUCUGCCCUGGCCACUGCUACGGCCCUGGUGGCCCAGUCCCUCGGCCUCCUCAUUGGAGCUGCUUCCACUUCCCCACAGGUGGCCACCUUUGUGGGACCCGUCACUGCCAUCCCUGUCCUGCUCUUCUCGGGUUUCUUCGUCAGCUUCAAGACCAUCCCCACCUACCUGCAGUGGAGCUCCUACGUCUCCUAUGUCAGGUACGGCUUUGAGGGUGUCAUUCUUACCAUUUAUGCUAUGGAGCGCGAGGAUCUGGAGUGCCUCGAGGACUUUUGCCCCUUCCAAAAACCCAUCAAGAUCCUGCAGGAGCUGGACGUGGAAGAGGCUAAGCUCUACCUGGACUUCCUCAUCCUGGGCAUCUUCUUCAUCAUCCUGCGGCUCCUGGCUUACCUGGUCCUCAGGUACAAAGUCAAGUCAGAGAGAUAAAGGAGCCAUGGGACCCCCCGGUGCUGUUCCCGGGCCUGGCCUGUUGUGAGAGACAUUCUGCAGAGGGACACAGUGCUCCCAGCAGGUCACGGACAAUGGUGGAGGCAUCGGUAGGUGCCAGUCAGGUCUGGCUCAGUCGAGAAAGGUUUUGAGACGUCUCGGAACUGUUUUAACCUUUCCACACACUCUUCAUUGCAAAAGUUUUGUACAGCCCUGGCAUGUGCCAUCCCCUCCCCAGGACUGCUGAACCCCACGGAGCUCAGGUCCCUUCUUGUCACCCCUGCCUGGCACUGACCUUCUCCACCAAACAGAUUGGGACACCAGGGACAGUCCCGUGGAGGUGGCUGUCUGCCGAGCAAGACUGAGAGGAGCCAGCUGCUCUGAGCAUCACCCUGGGGCUGCCUGAGCCUGGGGCUGAAGCCGGAGGAGACAUCUGCAUAGCUCGGAUCAGCAGCACAGCACAUAGCCCCGUGGCUCGCCCUGGCCAGCAGCAUGUGUGUCAGAGCUAAGAAGAGCCCAAAGAUGCAGUAGGUCAAGUUGCACAAGGCUUUAGUGUUUCCUGUCUCUGUAGCCACAGAAAUUGCUUCAUCCCAUUUUUCUUGCUGUGUAAGUCCCCCAUUAUUUUUUUUUUUAAUUUAUUUUAUUUUUUUUAAUGAUCCCCUGUGCUUCCCACUCUGCAUGGAGUGGAAAUGGAGCCAGCAGGCAGAGAAGGACUUGGGGCUUUGGCUCAGAUUUCUGCUCAGAUGCCGUCCUCAGAGAUGGGAUCUUCAAACCUGGGGAUGUGUCAGGGUCUGUGGGAAUGGGACAGUAUUCUCAGACCUUAGCAAGUCUCACAUUCAGUCCCUGUUGUCUUUGGGUUCUGAACCAAGAGGAUAAAAUCAACAAAUGUGGAGAGAAGUGACUGGUCUCUCUAAGUGCUGCACAGACUGGGGAGGAUUUAGGCCAGUACCAGGUGGCUGAAAAGCAGGGCCGGGCUCAGUUGUACCAUCACUGGACCUUCUACUGCAGGAGAAGAGCUGGCCCUGAGCCCUUCCCUUGCACCAUCUCCCGCCUCACUCCUCUCCCCCGGCACAACUGUGUGGCUGUCUCAGCAGAACAGCGAGGAUGAGCCUCGCUCAGCACCGUUGGUGCAAGGAGGGGAUUCCAGCCCCAGGGACACCUGGCCUCGCAAACCUCCCAGGGUAACGCUGUGCACAAGAGGGUCCCAGCAGCGCCAGAACUGGAAAGCAGCUGAGAUCUUGGAGCGGCAUUUUGCAUUGGGUGACCCUGGUUCAAGUGCAGUCUGUGAGACGCUGCUGCUGGCAGGCUCUGAGCAACAGGGGGUUGCAGGGCAAAUGCCAGAUGUCAGCAAAAUCCUUGGGAGACUCUUCUUUGCUUUUACUGGCUUGUGUUAGGACUGUUCCACACAGCAGGGUCUGGCUGGCCUGCACAUGGAUGGCAAAUGUACUGCAGCACUGAUGCUGGGCAUUCAGCAAGGUUGCUUUUUCACCUGCCUGGGCAGCAUUGCUGAGAGGAGCUCGUAGCCAUGGGGGUCUCCUGUACAGAGGGUCUGGGAGCAGGACAUGCCCUGAUGCCCUUUCCGUGCAGGAGCACUGGGGUUUUCCUCAGGGGCUCUUGUCUGACUUACUGCUGUCCCUCACAAAAUUCCCCUCUGCUCACAGAUCUUCCUUCACUGACAGAUCUGCGCCAUGGUCCGCAAUGGAGCUGGGCCAGCUUGGGGGGCUGCAGUCUCCUGGGCACGACGCUGCCAACUUGCAGCCGCAGGCGCACAGAGAAAUACCACGGGACAGGCUGCCCGAGCUCGGUGUGGCCAGAGGGAGACUGCUGGGGCAAGUAGCUCUGCGGGUGGCUGCUCAGACCAGCCUGUCUGGGACAGGGCAGGUGGCAGCACCUCCGGGAUCUCCAGGGCAGUUCAGCACAGCCUGUGCCUCCUGUGCCAGUGAGUGCAUGGGUUGCAGUGUCCCAGCUGACCAGGUACGUGGCCACUGCGGGGCAGAGGACCGGGACAGGCUCUGGAGAUGGAGGAUGGCUGUGUCCCUCAGAGGAAGAUGGGCACCAAGCUGGGCUGUGGCAGGACCACUUGGCAAUAACACUGGUUGUAUUGUGGCGUGGGGCCAGGGGUGCUCAGGCUGGGUCUUGGCUUGUUCUGAAUGGGUGGGCAGCACCCAUGUGCUGUGCUGGCACACAGCAGUGAGGAUGCACUUUAUCAGAGUAGGGGAGCAGGACUGCGGGUGCUUCUGGCUACAGGAAUCCCACCAGGGAACGCGUCGGGAUAAUCGUGAGGAACGUGAUGGAGGAGAGCAGGCUUCUUCCCCCACACCUCCUCUCCCCUCCUGCCCCCUGCCUUCCUUUGCAAUGCACUUUGAAUGGAUGGUGAUGUGGUUGAGGCUGUGGCUCCAGCUCCCUGGGAGCACUGGUUGAACCUCAACCCAUUUGAAACUUCUUCAGCCCCUUAGCCUGGCUCCUUCAGCCCACAGGCAUGGUUGUAUCAGGUACUGCCUCUCCCCCACGCGUGCUGUGAAUGCAGGUAGGCAAGCAGGGGUAUGGCCUCUCACCUCCACGCAUGUCCAGGCCACCUUUGUCACACACACGAGAAGCGCAAAUAUAUCAUUACCCAGCUGGUGCUAGGGUUUGCUUGGAGGGGAGACUGAGCUAGUGCAAACAGGGGAUGUGGCUUCUCCCAGGGUUUCACCCCUCUCUCAAAUCAGGCAAUAAACCAGUGUUUCAUUCUCACUGUGUGUGGACACCAUUUGUCCCGUCCCUUUGCCAUGGCAGUUCCUUGUACCACGGGCAGCCUGCACCUGCCUGGGAUCUCUUCAUGCAUCUCUGCCAUGCUGGACCCUAUGGUUUUCAAGCCUUUGCCUUCUCCACAUGUUCAGAGGAGGUUGUACAACGGGUUCCAUGUGUGACAUGGGACAUGGGCGGACCAUGUAGAGAGGCACAGCUGUUGAAACCCGUGCUCCCGCAUGACUGGAGGUGAGCUGCCUUUUUCCUGGGACAUUUGGCAAAAUAAGAUGCGGAUAGCAGCUCAAAGGCCGAGGGAGUUUGCUCACACAGCUGUAGCUCUGCCGUGGUAGCCACGCAUGGGUAGCAUGUGCUUGGGUCCUUCUGCCUUGCUGGGGAGAGGCUGCGAAGGUGAACCAGGGCACUGCUGCCCACAGCUGCAGCCUGGUGCGAACCAGGCAGAGUGGAGGUGAAGCCCCUGGGCUCUGGGAGGAGAACAGCGUUGCUGGCAGGGUCCUGAUGGCUCUCAGGGCUGUGCUGCACAUGCAGGUAAGUGCCCUGCAGGGACAGGGUGCCAGGUCCCAGCUUGCUGCUGGUGUUUGCCGGUGUCUGGAGACCCCCAGAAGCUGUUGAGCAGGCAGAAAUGUUGCAGCUUAUUUCAGUCUUUCUGAGAUGCCAACUGUACUCAUUGGAUUUCACACAUCAAUAAAACUUAUAUUUAUAGUGUA
Columba livia (rock pigeon) is the source of this 5913-nucleotide messenger RNA. It is a transcript of the gene ABCG4, whose product is annotated as ATP binding cassette subfamily G member 4. Gene Ontology annotation, molecular function: ATP binding; ATP hydrolysis activity; ABC-type sterol transporter activity. NCBI's taxonomy places the organism in Eukaryota, Metazoa, Chordata, Aves, Columbiformes, Columbidae. The coding region runs from base 533 to 2461 and encodes 642 amino acids. Gene Ontology annotation, biological process: transmembrane transport; cholesterol homeostasis; cholesterol efflux. Gene Ontology annotation, cellular component: membrane. The transcript is spliced from 15 exons. The record is from RefSeq and is a predicted model, not a curated record.